GUCCGAUUGAGAUGUCUCACCAGUGACAUCACAGUGAUUGUCACUUCCCUCAGACUACAUUAGGCCCUGCCCAGAGUCCAGGAGCUCAGACAGCCGGGGAGACAGCUGGAGGUGAAGAGACUGAGGUCCUUGGUAGCCUGAGUGUGCCCCUGCUCCUCUUCAGGAAGUGAAGACAAGCCAGUGUCCUUGGUGUGCAAUCACAAGUCCUUCUGGAGUUCUCACCCAGGCAUUCUGAAGAUGGAGAGAUCUACUCAGGAGCUGUUUAUCAACUUCACAGUUGUCCUCAUCACCGUUCUCCUUAUGUGGCUCCUUGUGAGGUCCUACCAAUACUGAGGGGCCAUGCUAUACUCCAGGGAGUGACUGCUAUGUGCCCCGAGCUUCCAAUGCUCUAUUGUCAUGGGAUGCUGCUUCUGGCUCCUCCAGCAUCUCUGACCCACACUCACAAUGCCUGACACACCGCUGCACUAGAUCCUUGGCAUGUUUUCUAAAGAUGCUGUUCUUGUAGGCUGCCCAAAGCUUGCCAGCCAGUGAGCCUUAGCUUUGUUCCCUAGCAAAUGUACUAUUCAAGCCACCAGGUUAAAAUUAAACUGGAUUCUUAUGAUGCAGAGUAACAA
This is a messenger RNA of Mus caroli (Ryukyu mouse), 614 nucleotides long. RefSeq names its product sarcolipin (gene Sln). Gene Ontology annotation, molecular function: enzyme regulator activity. Gene Ontology annotation, cellular component: membrane. The record is from RefSeq and is a predicted model, not a curated record. NCBI's taxonomy places the organism in Eukaryota, Metazoa, Chordata, Mammalia, Rodentia, Muridae.